Botrytis deweyae is the source of this 339-nucleotide messenger RNA. RefSeq lists its product as uncharacterized. NCBI's taxonomy places the organism in Eukaryota, Fungi, Ascomycota, Leotiomycetes, Helotiales, Sclerotiniaceae. Bases 1 to 339 code for a protein of 112 amino acids. The record is from RefSeq and is a predicted model, not a curated record. The transcript has 2 exons.
AUGUUUGUCCAUGUUUAUACCGAACCAUAUCGAUUUAGCUCUCUCUGCCACCUACCUGCAACGGGAAAAUUUGCGCGCGUCACAAAAACUAUUGAAUCAAUUAUCAAACCCAAAGCCAAAGGCAAAGGCAAAGACCAGCUACUGAUCCCGAUCCCCAAAGAAAACGAUUCCAAAAGCCAUGAACAUCAAGAGGUCCAGUGCAGUGGCAGUGACAAAGAGGCUUUUGCCGCAAUCGAUGUCAUUAUAAUUAUCAUCCAAAUUCAAUUCAAUCCCACAGAUUCAUCAUUCCCCGAUACGAAGACUCAAGUCUCAAGUCUCGAGGUACUGUACGAAGUAUGA